Messenger RNA from Striga asiatica, 573 nucleotides. Lineage: Eukaryota; Viridiplantae; Streptophyta; Magnoliopsida; Lamiales; Orobanchaceae. The record is from the annotation of a GenBank genome assembly.
AUGCCAUUGUUGCGCCGGGCUUCGACGGAGAAGAAGAUCGGAGAUGGAGUCGGCCGACGAUGUAGAGGUUCGUUUUUUUUGGACGGAGAGUUCGUCGCUUCAAACGGGCGGCGACAGAGCUUUGCUCGUGUGGCGAACGAGGCGCGAAAUUGGCGAAGAACGACGGAGGGAAGAAAUCCCAAUUACUUUCUUCUCAAAACCCUAAUUGUAAUUGUCCACCGCCGCCCCCUCUUUUACGGUGAGGCGGGCCUCCGCACCCACCGGGCCGUCUUUGGCUAUGUCACGGUCGGGAUUCUCUUUUCUGCCCCUUUGGAGUCUGGUGGAUGUUUUGGCCGGCUUCAAGUUUUGCCGCUCUGUCAAUGGCCACGACUUUGGAGGGGGCUCUUUUCUUCUUCUUUUUUCUCCUCCGCUUUCGGCUCCUCAUCUUUCUCCUCCUCCUGGACUGUGGCUAGCGGCGGCGGGGCGGAGAACUCGCGGAGUAAAUUCGGAGGUUUUAGCCUCUUAAGAAGCUUCGUCCUCCUCCUUAUCCUCUUCCGCAUAUUUCUCCGAAGAUUUCUCCGUCCUCAUCCUUAA